UGGGAUAAGUGAGAAAUUAAGCUCUACCCUAGUUCGAGUACCAAUGAUUCCAUUUAGAAAGUAUGAAGCUAUCAUUCUCAACCUUUUUACCCAAUAGGUUCUUGCUGGUGUACUACAAUAGCCACACAAAAUGUAGUUAAGAUUUUGUUUAAUUUCUUGGUCAUUAAGGAAUUCUUGUGGUUGGGGUUGGAUUAGGAAAUGGCAACUUUAUGAUUCCUUGGUCGAGGAUUAAUAGGGAUUGGGUGACUAAUCAAGAUACGUGUAAAUGAGAAUAUAAUUAAGAUGAACUAUGUAAUACAACUAUAUCAAAGAAGACUUAUUAUGCAUUGAAACAACCCAUAGUGCUCGGUCAUGUGUGCUACCUUUUCCUAUUCGAGUUAUAUGGAUAUCAUCAUGUUGACAAUAUUCAGUGUUAUUGGCCGAAUUAUGUGCUCGAUGGCGAAUCAGAUUGAUUUGCGGUUCAGGAAAAUUAAAAGUAAAAUAUACAUGUUGUUCGGCUUAGUGUUGUAUUGAACUUGACAUUGUUCUUCUCGAUCUCUUGUGAAAUCGUUUUCUUUACUAUGGUGCACCUUGCAUAUGGUGACUUAUUUUUGCUAGUUAAUUCAUCAGCUUCGUAUAAUGCUAUAGACGUUGGGUUUGAACAUGAAGAUUCUUGGUCCAGAGUCCAGACCUUGCUCUCACCAUUGUGAAGCAUAUUAUUCAAAAGAAAUACUGACCAAUGCUAUUAUGAUUGAGCUGACAAUAACAAUAACAAGGUCUACCCUCGAUGGAGAUAUCUCGUGAUAGAAGAAAUGAAGUUUAGGAAGCCAAAAACUCUAGACACGUCUACUUGUCAUCAUAGAACCAUGAAUUUGGAGGGUAAAAUUACUGAAGAUCUACUCAACAAAGAUGGAGAAACUAAGGUAGUGGAAGAACGUAUGAAAGAUGAACAGAAGCUAUAGGGAGAGCUACACAGGAAGCCUAAGCAUAUCCAAAUUUGUCCUUGGCGUGUACGUUCGGGUGGUGGAAUUAAUUAUGACCCAUCCUAUUCUCCUCCCUCAAGUGGGAACCACCCCAAAUUACAUGUAAUUGCUUUCAAGUACACAAAAUUUUAUUUUUUUUCACAAAAAACUUAAAAAAAGUUUGAGAAGUUACAAGCCAUUAUUUCUUGCUUUUGUUGUUGGGAGCUAGGAAGGACCCAUCAAUGGAGAGUGGUUUAAAAGCUUUUUGUCAAUGCAUAUAUCUCCAUUCCCUUUGGGCUAGGGUACCACCAAGAACAAAGGAGGGAGAUGUUGUGAUGAGAUAGGAUUAGGUUCAUGCUUUGUUUCAUAUUUUUUGGUGCUACUCUCAACUUUCUUGGACAAGAUUAUAAUAUUGUAGAUUUGGGUGUUUGUUUAUUGCUAUCUUUGAUUUUUUUAUUGUGGUAGUUGUCAUGCUCUACCAUGAAGUUUUGCUACAAUUGGGAGGGCAAAAACUAUUGGAGAGUGGGGUGUGGCAGGCAAAACUCAGGAAAGCAUGCAUUUUGGCUAGUGGAGAGGGCUUUCCUUAUCAUUAGGUUUCAAUGUAAUUGAUUAAUUGGUCCUACGACCCACAACAAUCUUCAUUAUCAUGAUGAAAGUGGCUUGUGAGGUCAGCUUGAGAGAGAGAAAAGUCAUUAAGUAAUUGACUUAGGUUGAAGGGAUAGAGUUAAUCAAAUUUGCAUGCCUUUAAUUGUGGGAUACUAGAUUUAAAGGUCACUUACUAGAUAGAGAUCAUGAUAAUGGGUAGUGAUUAGAGAAGGGGAGAAUAUCAAUUUGCUUAAUGUAAUUGGUGAACCAUGGCAAAUGAGAAUUCAUGUUAGUGUACACCAUAGAUCCAGUGAGGCUAACGGCUGACAAUAUGAAAGAAACUGUUAGUGCAUAACUUUUUUACGAGUGAAGUUUGAUUUCGUGACAUCCUAUUUCUUUUCUCCCAUUUGUUUUACAGGUAACUACGUGUAUGUGUAAGAACGAAUGAUGGGCAUGUAAUGAGUAAACCCAAAUUCCAACUUGUAUUUAGGUAUGAGCUGUUGGAAUAAUGUCGAGUAGGUUCAGUUUACUUAAACACGUACAACAUAAGCCCAUUUAGGGAAAACCUUAUAUAGAUCCACGAGUGAUCCCCAAGAUAAGAAAACCCAGAUCACGAUCAAAUUCUUACUCUCGUUACACGUGACAAGAUCCACAUUCUCCUUUUUUAUGACCGGCUAAAUUUAAAAUGAAAGUUGUUUUGGAAUGAAUGAGUAUGAGACUCUUAAGUCUCUAGAUAACUCUUUCUAGCUACAACUGAUGUUGAAUGAUCUAACAACCUAGCUAGCCUUCUCUUUUGUAAGUGGGCACGUUAGUAAGAUAAUUAUACAUCAACCAUGCACAUUCGACCUAACGAUAUUAUGUUGUUAAGUUCACAUGUUAAUCGAGUCAUCCAUCCAACAAAGGCCCCAAGUAAAAAAGAUAAAGCUGCCUGAAGACCGCUUGACCAGAAGAGUCCAUUCUUCCUCUUCCAAUUUCAAUUUUCAACCAAAAUUUAUUUUACAAGACAGAAACACGACAAUGAAAUAUGUUUGAAGAAAAAAGACAACAGAAUGAAUAAUAAUAAUAGAAAACUGGUUGCGUUACAGCAAAUUGUUCAAUGCAGGGGGGAAAGAACAAAAUUAAAAAGCCAUGAAACAAACUGUUUUGUAUAUGGGUUAAUCAUCAAAAUGGCCAUGGAGCGGAUAAGGACUGAUGCGAUACUUAGCACUCUAGUAAAUUAUGGGUUGUGUAGAAAUAGGUUAUCGAUUUGUUCUUUUGCCUCAGAUUUAUUAUUAUUAUUAUUAGUGGAUUUCAUACAAGUCUCAUACUUUCACCACUUAAAACUAUGAUGCGGGCAACAAAGUUUAUAUUUGAACUUCUCUUAAUAACUUUAAUUAAUAGGAUCAUUAACCAGUUCUUAACAUGAUACUAGAACAUAUAUAUAUAUGAGUGGUCUUGUGUUCAUAUCUUCACGAUUUUAAAUAAUAAAAUAUAAUUUUUAAUACAAUAAUGUAUGAUGAGUUUGUGCAAUCUUUAAAUUUAUGAAUUGAUUUUUAUUGGAUAACAUGAGUUAUUACGAUUACCUUAUUCUUGACAUUCUGGAAGAGGGUGGGGGGGGGGGGGGGGGGGGGGGGGGGGGGGGGGGGGGGGGGGGGAAUGUGUAGGGUUUUGAUGAAAGCACCCUAGUUUAGGUGCACCAAAGACAUCAAAGGAUUAAACUCCUCAGUCCUCAGCCAGGUUUUAAGUUCUUUGUGAUAUGCAUUAGUGUGAUGAAAAAUUGACUAUAAUGGACAGGCCAGCCACUAGUGAUUUGUUUUUUUUUUUUUGGUAUUGGACAAAAACGUUCAUUCAUUCAGGUCCUUUUUAACAAAACUAAUAGGGUGUGGUGUGUUUACAAAGGGAUGAAUUCAAUUCAAAUCUAAACUUUAAAGCUUAAGCCUCAUAUAACAUUAUUCAGCCUUUAGGGGGGAACUUAAUUGACCCAAAGUUUUAGAAUAUCGUGUCUAAUAGUCCAUCCAACUAUUUUUAUGUCUUCAUCUCAAAAGAGAGAAGCAAAGGAAAGAAAAUGGUAGGGAAAUGGAGAGACUAUAGAGAGAGAGAUGAAGGCCAUAGACACCAAAUGAUGGGAAGUCUUUGGGGGAAACUUUAUACUCUUGAAAGCAAGCAAUUGAUUCCUUCAUUUUCAGUCUAAAACUAAUAUAAUUCUUUGAUUAGCUAGUGGGUAUGAUCCUAGGAAAAUUUUAUUAGUUUGGAGGAGGAGAAAGAAUUAUUGGUCCACAUAAGUAAUCCUUUAUUCCUAUAAGUAUUAGCUUUCGUGUAAGUUUAAGGAUAUUACGUUCAUGAAUUUUUUGAAUUUUUGAAAGACAUUUUAAUUGUUUCGAAAAGUUCGUUUGAAAUGAAAAUAAAAAUGUUGCGAGCAAGAUCAAGACUCAAAACUAUACAUUAUCUACAUGUAUGUCAAUUAGAUUUACCAGACCCAUGAUCCAUGUGGAUUACCUUUCUCUCUUUUUAAAACCAUAUAUGUACCAUCUUUAAGUUUUGCAAUGAAAUUUGUAAUAUUUUCAAGUGAAGUUUCUUGUUUGACUUUGGAUUGGUGCAAACAGAUAGAGUGGUGCAAUGCUACAUGCAUUUAACAAGGAAAAUUAAAUGAGUCUAGACAUUAUGAUGUUUAUUAGUGUUGUAGCAUUAAUUACGUAUACAAAUAGUUGAUACCAAUAACUAAUUCUUUCCGAUGCUUAGCUUGGUCAUGAAAUAUUAUCCAUGACCAUGAUCAAAACACCCCAAAUCUCAUGGUUAAGCAACAAGGCGAGCAAGGAGCAACCAUCAUGCAUAUCACACUUUCGUUGAAUCAUAACUAGCUCAAGCAGAACUCGAUAAGCUUUUGUUCAUAUAUUGAUCCUCAAAUCAGAAGUAAAAAAAACAAUAUUUGUUUGUCCAGGGAGAACUGAAUCUAAUAAUAUCGACUCUCACGUAGAAAGGUCUGAAAUGAAAUCAAAAGACUUGUUUGAUUUAGUCCGAUCCAAACGGUCUGGUUUCGAUUUUUUCAUAUUGUUUUCUUGUUGUUAAAACUCAAAAUUUGACAAAUUGAAACAUAAUAGAAUCAUUGCUUAAUUAGAUGUGAUUCAAUUCAAAUGCAAGUUUCAUGCACUACCUAAGAAUCCUUGCCCACCCUUGUAUACUUGCAACCCCAAAAAGGAAGAUAAUGGCCCCAUCUCCAUCUUCAUCUCCCUCCCCAAGUCCCAACUUCUACAGCAAAACCACCAUGACGACAUAAUUCCCCUUCAGAAAAACAAACAAAAUAUUGAGAGCAACAGAGCCAAAGCCACCACCUUUACUAAUCCCCACUUCUCCUUCUCUCUAUAAAUACUCUCUCCCUAUCUUCUUCCUCCCCAACACCAUCUCCAUUCCCCCUCCAAACCUCCAGUUCCUCCCAAAAAUCGAAGAACCCACUAAUCCAAUCACACCCCACAACAAUGGCAGCCGGAAGGGAACCCUUCAACAUGUCGCCACGGCCAACAACAUCCCACGAAACCACCGCCGGCAUGGCAGCAGCAGAACGCUCCCCCUGGCAUUCCCCUGUUCCUUACUUGUUCGGCGGAUUGGCCGCCAUGCUCGGACUGAUCGCUUUCGCUCUCCUGAUCCUCGCCUGCUCCUACUGGAAACUGUCAGGGUACUUGGAAAACGACGGCGAGAGAGAUCUGGAGGCAGGGGAAGGCAGCGGGAAGGAAGGGGGCGAAGGUGGGGAGAAGAAAGCCAAGGAGUACGACGAGAAGUUCUUGGUUAUCAUGGCCGGACAGGUGAAUCCCACUUACCUCGCCACUCAAGUCUCCAGCCGGUCGUUGUCUUUCGGCGACGGCGAGAAGGCUUGCUCGUGCGGUGAGAAAGAAGGGAAAUUGGAAGGUGGGAAACAGGGGAGUGAUGGUGAAGAAGAACAUGUUGGAAACGACAGGGGAAUUUCGCGUGACGCCGGUGAAUCUUCUUCUUCGUCGUCGUUGGUGGCAGCUGCAACGGCGGCAGCGACGGAUGAGGAGGAAACGGUAGCGCCGCAUUGAUUCGGUGGUUUAACUUCUCAUUUCCUCUUCUUCCUCUGCUGCUGGGUGUGUUGAGGAAGGAAGAAAAUUUUUGGGGCAGAGUGCUCUGUUUUUUCUUUCUCAUGAUAGAGAGAUGGGACUCUGUUUUGUCUGUAUAUGAUCUAUAGAUAGCAAUUUUACUGUUUUACUGGUUCAACUUCUUAUUUGUGGUUUCUUGGGGGAGGGUUUGGUUUUUGCGUUUCCCAGUCCGGGAAAUGUAGAUUCUACCAGAGAUUUUGAAGAGAACAAAUAAUGCUUGAUCUUAGAGUGUACAAUCCGUGAGUUUAUGAUCCUCGUAUAAUAGAUUUUGAUAUUGAAAGAGAACAAAUAAUGCUUGAUCUUAGGGUGAGUCACGAAUUGAAAGAGAAAGAAGUGUAAUAGGUAAAGUUGGAAGCUUUUUUUUUUUUUUUUUUGCGGGGGAGGGAAAUAGCAGAGUGGCGGAGGAAAUUGUGGAAACGCCGGCAGCUGGUCCGGAGACCGGCGGUAUGCGGCACGUGACACUCACGUGUUUGUACGUUUUCAGUCUUGUUUCAGCUUUGCGUUUGAGGUUUCAUGCGACGGUUUGUAACCGCCACGAAAACAAAGAUAGCCCAUAAUUUUUCUAUCUUUCCCGGUGAUUGUUUCUUUCUGAGUUUGUUUGAAUGCAUGUUGAUCAAAUGAAACGGUUCAUACUUUUUUUUUUAAUGAAAACGGUCCAUACUUGAAACAUUAACCCCAUUUGGAAUGUGGGUUUUUUUUUGUUAUGUCAUAUGUUGAAGAUCCGGGAGCAUUUUCAGGUGCAUUGACGAAAAUUUGAUUUCAUUUAGAAACGAUUUAUGAGUUAAAAAACGUUAAAGGAAGUAGGAAUCGGAGUAGUGUGGGUGGCAAUUUCGAUAAAAUGCUCAUGCCCCAUAUGUGACAACGUACUCUCAUAGGACCGCACAAUUGUGGGAUUGUGAAAUGACGCUCCAUAGCUGUGACAAAAUUGUCACUGAAUUCAUUCAGUGACUGAGAAGCUCCCAUCACGUGAUUCAACGAUUGUGCACUCCCAGCUGUUAGCUUGUUCUCACAUAACGAGUUGUAAGUAUCAUAAUUGGGUCGGGUUGGAUGAGAUGUAUUGGAAUUUGGAAGUAGGCGCAUGCUACUAUAUUGGUGGUCUACCAGAACAUUAAUCAUUAGAACAACACAAGAUUGGGAUGGCAUUUGUGGUUGCUUGGAGUGAUGAUUACAAGAACAUCAAUGGUACUGCAAGAAGAUAAGAGGGAGCACGACUACUCUGAGUAUAGUAAUAAGACACAGCACUACUGAAGUCAGAUAAAAAGCAAACAGAUUAUGCUGCAACAAUUCCCUACAAGAAACAAAGAUACUGUAGGCCUCAUCAGCCAGCCAUCGUUCUACUGACUUGUGAAACAUAACAUAACAUAACAAAUGGAUCAUCAGUACUUGAUCAGUUUAGCUUAGGCAGCAGCAAUUGAAGGAGGGGAAACUAGAUUAAACUAGAGGUAGGUUUAGCUUAUAACAAACUUGGCCAACGGGUAUGGAGGAGAACUCCCCAAUCCCAUCGCUCUGCACCUCAACCAGAGAAGCCAUCACCACGCUGCGAGCCAUCUGGUUGGACAUGACGACAGAACCCCCCUUGUAACUGCAAGUCCGCAGCGAGCGCACAAUUGUGUCCAGCGAGCGCACAUCAUUAUUGCUUUGAUCAUCUGUAUUGCCUUCAACAUUACAAAUACGCACUUACAUCACUUAAACUAAUAAGUUCUAACUCUUGAUCUUCCUCAUCACCGCCCAACUUCAAAUAAUAUAGCUCCGUUUGGACAAUGGACAGUACAACCAUGUUUGACAUUUUAUUCCUUCAGUUGAUAAAAAAACAAAGAGAAGAAACUAGCUAGAACGGCAGAUUGGCAUCACUCCAAUUGGCAAACAAGAGAAGUUUUCUUUGUAGCAUAUUGUUGAUCUUGUUCAAAGUUGAAACAAAAAUGAAGUUGUAAAAAUGCA
This is a messenger RNA of Linum trigynum, 7552 nucleotides long. The record is from the annotation of a GenBank genome assembly. Lineage: Eukaryota; Viridiplantae; Streptophyta; Magnoliopsida; Malpighiales; Linaceae.